Dermacentor andersoni is the source of this 779-nucleotide messenger RNA. RefSeq lists its product as uncharacterized. The record is from RefSeq and is a predicted model, not a curated record. Lineage: Eukaryota; Metazoa; Arthropoda; Arachnida; Ixodida; Ixodidae.
GCUCGCGAAGAACCGCUGUGCAAUGGGCUGUCGAUCGCUCUGGCUCUUGCUGACCUUCUCUGGUCUGCUGGUCGCAUCGCUCGAGGCGCUUAGCUUCAAAGACUAUCGCAAGCGUCUCUUCGCCUUCAACCCUGCGGCAUUGACACCACAGUGCAGAAUAGUUUUUCAGAAGUGCGCCCCCAAGCUGUUGAGCAUGGUUCAUGUCCUUGACAACGUAAGCAAGCGCUGGAAAGAAUACGAGUCCAUUCCCUGCAUGAAGAAUGUGUUCGAUCGAGGCUUUCCGGACUACAAGCAGGAUUGCAGCAAGAGCGGACUUUACGGAGAUGCUGUGAGAUGUCAGCUGACCGACGAGGUCAUGGUAUGUACAAGCGUGAUGUCUACACAGAGAGAAGCAAGCUGGCACCUGCAUUGGAAUGCCUGCUUGAGAAUGCAAACGACUGAAGGCUCUUUGCGCGAUGGGCUGCAGACAAUAAGUGAUAAUAAAUGGUAAGCGCGUGGUGGUGUCGGCUCGCUUUCUCGCUCUGAAGAAACGUUUAUACAGACGUUGUAAGAACCUGUUCGCCAUUAAAGUCCAAUACCAUGCACGAAUGUUUUACAUUCAUCAGCCGCAAGUGACAUAUUGCACCAUAAUUUUCCGUAUCUUGUUAAUUGAACUCGCAAUAUCCCGCACGGUAACCAGAGGAAAGACACUGUCUAUUUUUCUUCGUAAAUGUACCGGCACGCGGAAUAAUGGUCUGUUUGUUUGAAGUGGAGUCCUCCGUGUAUCUGCACCAGUCUUC